GCAAAAAGAUAGGAGACCAAAAUCUUUCCCCUAAAAAAUCUCUUCUUCUUUCCCGCCUUUCUCCUUCCUAAUUCCAGUUUCAAGUAGUAAUAGCAAAUCAUUUCAAAUGAUUCCUCGCCUUUUCUUCUCCGUCCUCUUCCUUGUGCUCGCUGCCUCUUUCCCUAUCAGCAGUGGGAGUGAAGAAAAGGAAAAGACGUUAGCUAUGAUCAAGCCAGAUGGAUUGCUAGGUAAUUACACUGAAAGGAUAAAGGAGGUUAUUGUGGAUUAUGGGUUUAGCAUCUUGAGGGAAAUUACCGCUCAACUUGACCAAGACAGUGCUUCAAGCUUUUACGCUGAACACUCUUCAAGAAGUUUCUUUCCGAGUCUUAUCAAAUACAUGACAAGUGGUCCAGUUUUGGUCAUGGUCUUGGAGAAGGAAAAUGCAAUUGCUGAUUGGCGCACUUUGAUUGGACCAACUGAUGCAUGCAAAGCUAAGAUUACUCAUCCUAACAGUAUCAGAGCAAUGUGCGGGCAGGAUUCAGAAAAGAACUGUGUUCAUGGUUCAGACUCUCUCCUAUCAGCUCAAAGGGAAAUCUCAUUUUUCUUUGAAGAUGUAUCUUCAGGUGAAACAAAUACAACACAUGAUGAGCUCUAGCAGCUGUGGUACCAACAAGGUCCUAUUUAGCGGCCAGGAAUGAAGGGUGCACUCAUCUUCUUUGAGAGAAAGAGUCUGCAGAGUUUUACCAUCAUGAUUAUAGGAUAAUAUAUUUUGAUUCAUGAUGAGGUUGUCAUGGGAGCACGACGAAACAUUUGCUUAGUCUUAAUGCAAGACACUUUUGUUUAUUAAUCAGCAGAAGAUCCAAUGAAGGGCGAGCUAGUCAAACUCAAUGAUGGCCACCAUGCACUUUCGUGGAUGAUUGAGGUUCCACAUCAUACAAGGUCUUAGUUUAUGUUAGCCGAAGAGUGUUAACCUUCCAGAAUUAGUAACCCUUGCAGGAUGCAGUUUGGUUGCUAAACCCUAGACAUCUAGUAGACGCGGUAGCUCACAUGGCCUUUAUUUCUUUAUGCUAUCUUGGUUCCUGCGAUCCUUGGCUUACCUUUUCAUUUUGCUUUCUUCAUUACCUGCAUCUCGAGGAGUCGAUGGCAAGCUUUAAUGGUAUAUCAAAAUCUUUGGGCUUAAAGCGUUGCAGUGACGAGCAGGAUGGCGAUUUGUACGGGAUAAAUGAACUUCCAUUCUGCAGGAUUUCUUGACCAUCAAGAACGUAUCAAAUUGACUUUGGAGUUGCUGUUUUUAACUUCUAUUUUAUCUAAGCCGAAGAAAUCGAACACAUAGUUCAUUUUGUUCUU
Populus trichocarpa (black cottonwood) is the source of this 1326-nucleotide messenger RNA. RefSeq names its product probable nucleoside diphosphate kinase 5. Bases 107 to 634 code for a protein of 175 amino acids. The record is from RefSeq and is a predicted model, not a curated record. Gene Ontology annotation, molecular function: nucleoside diphosphate kinase activity. Lineage: Eukaryota; Viridiplantae; Streptophyta; Magnoliopsida; Malpighiales; Salicaceae. The transcript has 7 exons. Gene Ontology annotation, biological process: CTP biosynthetic process; UTP biosynthetic process; GTP biosynthetic process.